AAAGUCUCCAGACCGGAAGCUCCGCAAAGUUGCUCCGCUCGGUGUAGUUUUGUCGUCGGUGCGAUGUGCGCGGCGCCUCUCGCUGUUGCCGCUGUAUUUUCCUGCAUAAAAUGGUCCGACCAAAGACAGCGGAGAAUCAGAAGGACCAGAGGCGGCAGCGGCAGCAGCAGCAGCAGCCCGGGGGGAACCAGGACCUCACUGAGACUCCAGCGAUUAAAGAGGAGCCAGAGGAACAGCGCGUGAGUCAGGAGGACGAGCAGCUGCAAGUGUCUGUUCUUGAGUACAGAGCCGUGUGUGUGAAGACAGAAGAGUCCUCAGAGGGAGAGGACGUCAGCUCAGAGACACACGUCCACAGAGAGACUGAGGGAGACGGGGAGCGCUCCUCUGACAAUGAUGAAGACCGUGGAGCUCCGUUCGUUUAUUCAGUCUCAGGUGUCCAGAUCCCCCCUCCCCCCUCUGAGGACAUCGCAGAGACGCCCCAGGUGAAAGAAGAGUCAGAGGAACAGAGCAUCAAACAUGAGGAAGAGCAGCUGCAAGUGUCUGUCCCGGAGUACAGAGCCGUGUGUGUGAAGAAGGAAGAGUUCUCAGAGGGCGAGGACAUGAGCUCAGAGACACACGUCCACUCUGAGACCGACGGAGACACAGAACACUCCUCUGACAACGAAGAAGACUGGGGAGAUCCAUUCAGCUGUUCAUCUGUCCAGGACUCGGAGGCUGACGGAGACUUUAAAGACGUCCAGAUCCGAGCCAGAAACUCCGAGAGCAGCUCCACUGUGGACUACGGCGACAUGUCAGGAACAGCCGAAGGAGCCGAGAGGAGGAAACACCAGUGCCAUUUAUGUAACGAGGGAUUUGCGUCGAAGUAUAAUUUACAAAGACACGCUAGAGUUCACACAGGAGAGAAACCAUUCAGCUGUUCAUUCUGUAAGAAAACAUUUGCCCAAAACGAUCAUCUGAAAGAACACAUGAGAACACACACAGGGGAGAAGCCUUACAGCUGUUCUGUGUGUGAGAAAACCUUCACCCACAAGGGCAGCCUGUACGCACACGGAAGACUGCACACAGGAGAAAAACCCUACAGCUGUUCUGUGUGUAAUACACGGUUUACCUCAAGCUACAACCUGAAAAGUCACAUGAGCACGCACACAGGAGACAAACCUUUCAACUGCUCAGUCUGUAACUUACGGUUCACCUCGAGCUCUCACCUGAAAAGACACAUGGGCACGCACACGGGAGACAAACCCUACAGCUGUUCAGUCUGUAAUAUGAGAUUUUCCUUAAGCUCGAGCCUGAACAGACACAUGAGAACACACACGGGGGAAAAACCUUACAGCUGUCCUUUCUGUAACGCACGGUUCACAUCCAGCUACAAAAUGAAAAGCCACAUGAGCGGACACACGGGGGAUAAACCUUUCAGCUGUUCUGUUUGUAACACGCGUUUCAACUCAAGCUAUCACCUGAAAAGACACAUGAUCACGCAUACGGGAGAGAAACCCUUUGGCUGUUCCAUGUGUGAAAAACAGUUUACGUCGAGUUAUUACCUGAAAUGUCACAUGAGGAGUCACACGGGAGAAAAGCCUUACUGCUGUUCUGUCUGCGACGCUCGGUUAACCUCCAACGACUCUCUGAAAUGUCACAUGAGGAUCCACACCGGAGAAAAACCUUACAGCUGUUCGGUCUGUAAUACAAGGUUUAGUUUGAGUUCUUCACUAAAAAGACACAUGAGAACUCACGCAGAAGAGGAUUAGAGUUUGGGUUGGUGUUAAAAAAGCACCUGUGGUUUAAAUUCAGUUUGGAAUUCUCAGUUAACCACGUUUUAUUUAAGAUUUGACAAAAAAUCUGAAAAGGGCCCAUAUUACACUAUUUUUUUAAUCUGUUAUGAUGCUGCUUCCUCUUCACAGACAUUCCCUGAGUUGUGUUUUGUUUGAUUUAAUCCUGCAAAUUUAGGAGUUCUCGCUUCAUGACAUCACAAGGUGGGACAGAGCGUUUUGAGCUUUGGAGAUGUGACAGACUGAUAAUAAAGAGUUACUCAAAUGUGUGAAUGAAACAAAAGACAACUCCUGGUCUGUUUUUGUGGAGGUAACAACAUUAUAACAUAACUUAAAGUUCAUACGAGUCAGUUUUUUGUGAUAUAAAACCUUUAAUAAUUUUAUGAUUUUACUUCGUAGUUGGACACAGGCGGCAGAUGUGACAUGUGUAAAGAUGAUUCUAAAAUUGUUUUCAGCGACCAAACAAGGGCCAAAACUAAACUGCACAAUAGUUAAAUGGUUAAAUGGAAUAGUUGAGUGGACUAAUGAAGAUAUGAAUGAAAAUACCUGUUAUGGUGUUAAAUCAGUACCUGAAUGCCUUCCUCGUGCGUAAAUUGCUGCGUUUUUGUUGUUGUUCUGUUUUUGGUGUAAUGUUGUGUGUUGCUGCAGGUAGAGGUAUUGAUUUUCUGUUGAAUUUCUCACUUUGAUAUCAGUUUUUUCAGUGUAAAAAAAAUCAGUCUGUAUAAAAAUGCCAGAGACGUGUCAGUCUGGAUUUUCCAAACAAAGUCAGAUGAACUCCCUUAGGAUUAAUGCCUUGGCAUCUUGGAUCUUUGCACUUUUGCACAAAUUUAAUAAUUCAAACUUGUUUUUAGAGUUAAAAAAUUUAAAGUGAGAAAUUCAGUGCCAUUUAAAAUUCAGCAUCUGAAACAAACGGUCGUCAUGGUGAUGACAUUUCUUGUUUUCUGCUACAUUAAAUAUUCUUUAUACGA
Boleophthalmus pectinirostris (great blue-spotted mudskipper) is the source of this 2737-nucleotide messenger RNA. RefSeq names its product gastrula zinc finger protein XlCGF57.1-like. Gene Ontology annotation, biological process: regulation of transcription by RNA polymerase II. The record is from RefSeq and is a predicted model, not a curated record. The transcript has 5 exons. The coding region runs from base 111 to 1748 and encodes 545 amino acids. NCBI's taxonomy places the organism in Eukaryota, Metazoa, Chordata, Actinopteri, Gobiiformes, Gobiidae. Gene Ontology annotation, molecular function: RNA polymerase II cis-regulatory region sequence-specific DNA binding; DNA-binding transcription factor activity, RNA polymerase II-specific.